Molecule: messenger RNA, 4672 nt
Organism: Oreochromis niloticus (Nile tilapia)
Lineage: Eukaryota; Metazoa; Chordata; Actinopteri; Cichliformes; Cichlidae
Gene: psip1b
Product: PC4 and SFRS1 interacting protein 1b
Exons: 12
Coding region: 199-4167 (1322 amino acids)
Source: RefSeq, a predicted model, not a curated record
GGUCCUCUAGCGGCGGGAAAAACCAUUGUGGAUCACGUGACACGAACACAGAGGUCAAUAUGGCGACGUGCAUUAGAGGAUAGAUUAGUAACGAGAAGCCUUGUUGUUUCGUAUUCUUUUUUCUCACGGUGGCAGACGACAGUCGUUCUGUGUGCAGUGUUUGAUUCCCGCUGUGCAACCGAGCUCUGAAGCAGCAGGAUGCCGGGGAAAAAUGGUGACCAGUUCAAACCCGGAGAUCUGGUGUUCGCCAAGAUGAAGGGCUUCCCUCACUGGCCGGCGAGGAUCUGUAAGUCGGACGAGGGGUACAAGAAGCGAGUCCCCGUCUUCUUUUUUGGGACCCAUCAGAUUGGCUUCCUGCCGCCGGAGAACAUCGUCCCUUACGUGGGAAACAAGAUGAAGUACGGCAGUGGCGUUCGCAUCAAAGGCUUCACCGAGGGCAUGUGGGAGAUCCAGAACACGCCUGGAGUCGGGAGUAAACUCAAAGUACCGGGGAAGUCAAUCACAGAGAGUACACCAGCAAAACCGGCUUCUGCAACCAAAGCUACUCCAGCUAAACCAACCCCGGCACCUAAAACUACACCUGCCAAAUCAACCAAGGCUACACCUGCUAAACCCGGACCAGCGACCAAAUCUACACCCGCUAAACCGACGUCUGCUGCUAAAAGUCAGACUGCAAGCGCUGCCACUAAAUCUCCUCCCAGCACAUCCGAGUCAGUCAGUAAAGCAGCCGCCGACAGGAGGCGCACAGGAGGCGAAGAGGACGCUGCUGUUAGAACUCCCACACGAGCCUCAUCGAGACUGGCUGCAGAGCAAAGUGAGGAGUCCAAACAGGUUUCAACUCCUAAAGCCGCCCCCGCUGCAGACACCGCAGAGACCGUCGUGACUACUCGAAGCAGAAGGUCAGCAAGCAGUGGCCCGUCUGCAGGAGGGAGUGCACGUGAAAGCAACACCUCAGCCAAGACUGAGAAAGAGACAGCAGCGGUCAAAGUUUCAGUGGGUGAAACCACAGCAAGUAAAGAAAAGGCUAAAAGCACGACUGAAGUGCUGGCAAAGGAAGCAGAACCCAAACCGGCUGAAGCCUCCAACGGAAGCAAAGAAGCUGCAAGUGAUGCGACGACCAGGAGCCGAGCAGAGGGUCCAAAGGUGACCACACAUCGAGUGAUGCUGCCCAUUCCUUUGAAUAAAGUUUCAUGUUUUCCUCGUCUCCGUCAGAUCAAUGUGAAUCUGCAGAAGAUGGAACCUGCUCUGAUGACAACAGGUGGGAGGAGGAAGGAGGAAGAAGAGGAGGAGAGGGAGGAAAAGAAAGGGACCAGAGAAGUCAAGCGCAAAAAAGAAGAGGAGGUGCAGAAGAAAGAGGAGGAAAAGGAAGACAGCAGAGGAGUAAGGACAAGGAGAGAUGAGAGGGAGGAGCAGAAGAAAGGGGGCCAAGGAGUGAAGAGGAGGAAGGAGGAGGAGGAGGUUCAGAAGAAGGCAGAUCAGGGGAAGGAGAAGGAAGAUGACAAAGGAGUCAAGAGGAGAAGAGAGGAGAAAAACAAUGAGGUGGUGGUACAAAGGAAAACGAAUGAGAAGGAGAAAGAGGAAGGAGAUAAGGAAGAGGUCCGAGGAGUCAAAAGGAGGAGUGAAGGGGAGGUGCAGAAGAAAAGUCAGGGCAGCAGCGAAGAAAAGGUGACGACAGAGAGACGGUCAUCAAAAAGACACAAGGAACAGGAGAAAGGAAUGGAGGAGGAAGGAGUAAAGACAAGGCGAAAUGAGAAGGAGGAGGAGAACAACAAAGAGGAGAGGCAGAAAAGAGACAGUAGCACAGAGGGCAAAGAAACGAGGUUGAAAGAAAAGGAGGCGCAAAAGAAAGUGAGGAAGGACAUUUCAGAGGGAAAGAAAGAUGUGAAAAGUAAAGAGGAAGAAAAGAAGGUGGAGGAAGAGGAGAAGACGAGGAGAGACAGAAGCACAGAAGCCAGAGAAAAGAGGAGAACAAGAGAAAAGGAGGCACAGCAGAUAACGAAAAAGGAUGAUUCAGAAGAAAAAGAUUUGGGAAGAGAGCGGGAGGAGGAGAAGCAGAAGGUGGAAGAGGAGAAGACAAGGAAAGACAUUAACCCGGAGCCCAAAGACAUGAGGAGGACGAGAGAAAAGGAGGCGCAGCAGAAAAUGAAGAAUGUUUCAGAGGGAAAGAAAGAUGUGAGAAGUAAAGAGGAGGAGGUGGAAGAGGAGAAGAAAAGGAAGGACAUUAACCCAGAACCCAAAGAAAUGAGGAGGACAAGAGAAAAGGAGGUGCUUCAGAAGACAAGGAAAGAUGAUUCAGAUGAAAGGAAGCAUUCAAGAAGAGAGAAGGAGGUGAAGAAGGUGGAAGAGGAGAGGACAAGGAAAGAAGGGAGCACAGAGGCUCGAGAAACAAGGAGGAUGAGAGAAAAGGAGGCACAGCAGAACGCGAGGAAAGAUGUUUCGGAGGAAAAGAAAGACCUGAGAAGUAAAGAGGAAGAGAAGAAGGUGGAAGAGGACAAGACGAGGAGAGACAGGAGCACAGAAGCCAGAGAAACGAGGAGAACGAGAGAAAAGGAGGCACAGCAGAAGGUGAGGAAGGAUGUUACAGAAGAAAAGAAAGAUUUAAGAAGAGAAGAAGAGAAGAGGAAGGUGGAAGAAGAGAAGAGCGAGAGGCGAUCAGAGGGAGAGAAGCAGAAGGAGAAAACUGAGAGGGAGACAAGAGGAGGCGCUGCUCCCGACGAUGAGCGACAGCGCCACCUGGCUGCCAAGAGGGAGAGCGUACUAAAGUCUCUAAGGGGUCUGCUGAAGGCCGGGAGAGGAGUGAGGAGGAGGGAGGCGAUGAGGAGCGCUCUGAGAGGCGGCGACGGAGCGAAGAGGAGGAGGACAGGAAGUCCGACGAGGUCAGAGUGGAGGAGUGCAAAGGAGUCAGCUGCAGCCAGGAAAACGUCAGAGAAGAAGAAGGAAGGCGCCAAGAAGGGAGAGGGGAGGACAUCAGAGAAGACGCAGGGAGUGGAAAAGGUGGAGAAAAGGCAAGAUGUGGAGCUGAAAAUGAAGGAAAAGGAGGAGGAGGAGGAGAAGAAAAAGAGUGAUGAAGAAAAGAAGGAGGAGAGAAAAAUAAUUGGAAAGAUCGUCAAGGCAACAGCCGGGCAGGGGCCAAAGGUCCAGGUGAAGACAAUGAUGGGAGGAAUGACCAUGAAGGAAGAGGAGAAGGUGGGAGGCACAUCGGCAAAGGAGGGGGAGAAGAAGAAAGAGGAGAAGGUGGAAAAGAAAAGAAGUUUGGAGAAAGAGAAGAAGAAGGGUCCUGAAGAGAAAGAGAAGAAGCUUGACGAUGGGAAGGUGAAGAAAAACGUCGAGGUCGAGACGAGAUCUGAAAGAACGCAAGUGGCGAUGGAGGAGAAAAAAGCCAAAAGCAUGACGGAGGCGGCGAAGAAAAAGGACGAGAGCAAGGAGGAGGGGGAAGCAGCGGUAAAAAGAAAAGAAGAGGAGGUUGAAGAGAAGAAGAAGGAGGCGGUGGAGAAAUCGAAAAAGGAGGAAAAGACUGAAAAACACGAAACGCAAAAGACGAAGGGUGAGAAGAAAUCUGACGGGGAGGAGCCAGGUGGGCAGAGGAAGAGCGGCGAGGAGAAGAAAAGCGACGGAGCAAGCCGACCCGAGACAUCAGCAGCGGUGGAGAAGAGCCCUGCAGGAGAAAGUAAACCGGUGAAGGAGCAGCAGAAGAAGAGUUCGACAGUGACGCUGACUGACUCAACGCUGCACCGGAUCCAUGGAGACAUUCGUAUUUCUCUGAAGAAUGACAAUCCUGACAUCAGCAAGUGUCUGACUGCACUGAAUCAGCUCAGUAUGGUUUAUGUGACAUCUCAACACGUCCAGAGGCACAGCGAGCUCAUUGCCACUCUCAGGAAGAUGCGUUACUACCGGGCGAACCAGGACAUCAUGGACAAGGCGUCGAUGCUCUACAACCGCUUCAAGAACGCCUUCCUGGUGGGAGAGGGGGAGGAGGAGGUGGUGAGUGCUGCUUUUUUGCGUUCGCUGCUGGAGGAGAAGGAGCAGGAGGAGGCACAGAGGGUGGAGCGCUGCAGGGAGAAGGUGAGGAAAGAGGGGCUGCUGCAUGAGGCGAAGAGCCGCAUAGGGCAGGUGAACGAGAACAGGAAGAGUGACGAAGAGGAGAAAGCUGAAGUGGACUCUUCCUGAUGGCUCAUCAUUACUGGAAGCAGCCUGGACUGAUCCAACUGUAAUCUGCUACUGGGUGGACCUGAAAUAAAAUCUCGUCCUUUACACGCAUGCACUCACGCACACACACACACACACACACACACACACACACACAAUGGGAUUUUCCAAAACCACUUACCUCAUUGCACGCGCUCAAUGCCGUGUUUACCUGUCCGUUUAAGUCCUCUGUGUGGACUGUCACACCUGAACAGGUGUGCUGUGUUUACCCUGCAGCUUGUUGUGCUGAAGCCGCCUUAUUAAGUUAUUAAGUGCUUUGGAGCAGCUGAUUUUAUUUGAAAUGGAUGUUUAUUUUUUUUCCACUUCGAUGAAACAAGCAUUAAACUGAAGACGAGAGCAUUACACACCUGAGCAUUAAUGUGUACCUGCUGUUUAAGCUGACAUCCUUCUAAGACGUUUAGAGGCGGAGUUUUCCAGCACCUGACAGAGGUGCUGGAAAAUUUAUCUGUUAUCUGUUGUGAUCUUA